This is a messenger RNA of Mustela lutreola (European mink), 7732 nucleotides long. RefSeq names its product solute carrier family 4 member 4 (gene SLC4A4). Gene Ontology annotation, cellular component: plasma membrane; basolateral plasma membrane. The transcript has 26 exons. Gene Ontology annotation, biological process: monoatomic anion transport; regulation of intracellular pH; bicarbonate transport. The record is from RefSeq and is a predicted model, not a curated record. Gene Ontology annotation, molecular function: solute:inorganic anion antiporter activity; monoatomic anion transmembrane transporter activity; sodium:bicarbonate symporter activity. Bases 7 to 3381 code for a protein of 1124 amino acids. Lineage: Eukaryota; Metazoa; Chordata; Mammalia; Carnivora; Mustelidae.
GUGUGCAUGUGUGUGCGUGUGUGUGUGAGGGUAUACAUUUUUAUGCAGUGGGUGUUUAAAGAGCUAAGCACUGAAGCUGGUUUUCCACAAACGAUCGUCACGAGCACUCCAGACAAACCAAACUUCCUCUCUUGGAUGGAGGAUGAAGCUGUCCUGGACAGAGGGGCUUCCUUCCUUAAGCAUGUGUGUGAUGAAGAAGAAGUAGAAGGCCACCAUACCAUCUAUAUUGGGGUCCAUGUGCCGAAGAGCUACAGGAGAAGGAGACGCCACAAGAGAAAGACAGGGCACAAAGAGAAGAAGGAAAAAGAAAGAAUCUCUGAGAACUACUCUGAUAAGUCAGAUGUGGAAAAUGCUGAUGAGUCCAGCAGCAGCAUCCUGAAACCCCUCAUCUCCCCGGCCGCCGAACGCAUCCGGUUCAUCCUGGGCGAGGAGGAUGACAGCCCGGCGCCCCCUCAGCUCUUCACCGAACUCGAUGAGCUGCUGGCCGUGGACGGGCAGGAGAUGGAGUGGAAGGAGACGGCCAGGUGGAUUAAGUUUGAAGAAAAAGUGGAACAGGGCGGGGAAAGAUGGAGUAAGCCGCAUGUGGCCACGUUGUCCCUUCACAGCUUAUUUGAGCUGAGGACAUGUAUGGAGAAAGGAUCUAUCAUGCUUGACAGAGAGGCGUCUUCUCUCCCACAGUUGGUGGAGAUGAUUGUUGACCAUCAGAUUGAGACAGGCCUAUUGAAACCUGACCUUAAGGAUAAGGUGACCUACACUUUGCUCCGGAGGCACCGGCAUCAAACCAAGAAAUCUAACCUUCGAUCCCUGGCUGAUAUUGGGAAGACAGUCUCCAGUGCAAGUCGGAUGUUUACCAACCCUGAUAAUGGUAGCCCAGCCAUGACCCAUAGGAAUCUGACUUCCUCCAGUCUGAAUGACAUUUCUGAUAAACCGGAGAAGGACCAGCUGAAGAAUAAGUUCAUGAAAAAACUGCCACGUGAUGCAGAGGCCUCCAAUGUGCUUGUUGGGGAGGUUGACUUCUUGGAUACUCCUUUCAUUGCCUUUGUCCGGCUCCAGCAGGCGGUCAUGUUGGGCGCCCUGACUGAGGUCCCUGUGCCCACACGGUUCUUGUUCAUUCUCUUAGGUCCUAAGGGAAAAGCCAAGUCCUACCAUGAGAUUGGCAGAGCCAUCGCCACCUUGAUGUCUGAUGAGGUGUUCCAUGACAUUGCUUAUAAAGCAAAAGACAGGCAGGACCUGAUUGCUGGCAUCGACGAGUUCCUAGAUGAAGUCAUUGUCCUUCCCCCUGGAGAAUGGGAUCCAGCAAUUAGGAUAGAGCCUCCCAAGAGUCUUCCAUCAUCUGACAAAAGAAAGAAUAUGUACUCAGGUGGAGAGAAUGUUCAGAUGAAUGGGGACACACCCCAUGAUGGAGGCCACGGAGGAGGAGGAGGGGGACACGCGGAUUGUGAAGAAUUGCAGCGAACUGGACGGUUCUGUGGUGGACUCAUUAAGGACAUAAAGAGGAAAGCACCAUUUUUCGCCAGUGAUUUUUAUGAUGCUUUAAAUAUUCAGGCGCUUUCAGCAAUUCUCUUCAUUUAUCUGGCAACUGUAACUAAUGCUAUCACUUUUGGAGGACUGCUUGGGGAUGCCACUGACAACAUGCAGGGCGUGUUGGAGAGCUUCCUGGGCACGGCUGUCUCUGGAGCCAUCUUUUGCCUGUUCGCCGGUCAGCCCCUCACGAUUUUGAGCAGCACGGGGCCUGUUCUAGUUUUCGAGAGGCUUCUAUUUAAUUUCAGCAAGGACCAUAAUUUUGACUACCUGGAGUUUCGCCUUUGGAUUGGCCUGUGGUCAGCCUUCUUGUGUCUCAUUUUGGUAGCCACAGAUGCCAGUUUCUUGGUUCAGUACUUCACUCGCUUCACCGAAGAGGGUUUCUCUUCUCUGAUUAGCUUCAUUUUUAUCUACGAUGCUUUCAAGAAGAUGAUCAAGCUAGCGGACUACUACCCCAUCAACUCCAACUUCAAAGUGGGCUACAAUACUCAGUUUUCCUGUGCCUGUAUGCCUCCUGACCCAGUUAAUAUCUCAAUAUCUAAUGACACUACAUUGGCCCCAGAGGAUUUGCCAACUGUUUCUUCUACUGACAUGUACCAUAAUGCUACCUUUGACUGGGCGUUUUUGUCAACGAAGAAGUGUUUGAAAUAUGGAGGAAAGCUCGUGGGGAACAACUGUGAUUUUGUUCCCGAUAUCACACUCAUGUCUUUCAUCCUCUUCUUGGGCACCUACACCUCUUCUAUGGCUCUGAAAAAAUUCAAAACUAGCCGUUAUUUUCCAACUACGGCAAGAAAACUGAUCAGUGACUUUGCCAUUAUCCUGUCCAUUCUCAUCUUUUGUGUAAUAGAUGCCCUGGUAGGUGUGGAUACUCCAAAACUAAUUGUGCCAAACGAAUUCAAGCCAACAAGUCCAAACCGAGGUUGGUUUGUUCCCCCAUUCGGAGGAAACCCCUGGUGGGUGUACCUUGCAGCUGCUAUUCCUGCUUUGUUGGUCACCAUUCUGAUUUUCAUGGACCAGCAAAUCACAGCUGUGAUCGUGAACAGGAAAGAACACAAACUCAAGAAAGGAGCUGGAUACCACCUGGAUCUCUUCUGGGUGGCCAUCCUCAUGGUGGUGUGCUCUUUCAUGGCUCUUCCAUGGUAUGUGGCUGCGACCGUCAUCUCCAUCGCUCACAUUGACAGUUUGAAGAUGGAGACAGAGACUUCUGCCCCUGGAGAACAACCAAAGUUUCUAGGUGUGAGGGAACAAAGAGUCACUGGAACCCUCGUGUUUAUUCUGACUGGUCUGUCAGUCUUUAUGGCUCCCAUCUUGAAGUUUAUUCCCAUGCCUGUUCUCUAUGGCGUGUUCCUGUAUAUGGGGGUAGCAUCCCUUAAUGGUGUGCAGUUCAUGGAUCGUCUGAAGCUGCUGCUGAUGCCCCUAAAGCACCAGCCAGACUUUAUCUACCUGCGCCACGUCCCCCUGCGCAGAGUCCACCUGUUCACCUUCCUGCAGGUGCUGUGUCUAGCUCUGCUCUGGAUCCUCAAGUCCACCGUGGCUGCUAUCAUCUUUCCAGUCAUGAUCUUGGCACUUGUAGCUGUCAGAAAAGGCAUGGACUACCUCUUCUCCCAACAUGACCUCAGCUUCCUCGAUGAUGUCAUUCCAGAAAAGGACAAGAAAAAGAAGGAAGAUGAGAAGAAAAAGAAAAAGAAGAAGGGAAGUCUCGACAGUGACAAUGAUGAUUCUGACUGCCCAUACUCAGAAAAAGUUCCAAGUAUUAAAAUUCCAAUGGACAUCAUGGAACAGCAACCUUUCCUAAGUGAUAGCAAACCUUCCGACAGAGAAAGAUCACCAACAUUCCUUGAACGCCACACAUCAUGCUGAUAAAAUUCCUUUCCUUCAGUCACUCGGUAUGCCAAGUCCUCCUAGAACUCCAGUAAAAGUUGUGCCUCAAAUUAGGAUAGAACUUGAGCCUGAAGACAAUGAUUAUUUCUGGAGGAGCAAGGGAACAGAAACUACAUUGUAACCUGUUUGUCUUUCUUAAAACCGACAGUUUUUGUUGUUAAUGUUCUUGGGUUUUGUCUAGUUGUUUAUUUUUUAAUUUUUGUUUUGUUUUGGUUUUUGGUCAUUGGCCAAAUAAUAUAGCACUCACUCUGCUUCCCUCUUGCAUAGGUAAAAUCAAGACAAUAGUUCACCGUUCCUUAAAAACAUCUGAAGACUCCCCUUUUCUUUUCAUAUUUUCAGAUGUGUCCUCUGACAACCAGAUUCCUUUGUCACUCAAGACACGCACAGACCCUGUCCUUUCCCUUUAUUAAGCAGAGGGCAAAAGCAUUAACGAUUUUGUAACACCUUUGAUUAAAAUAUUGAAGGAACUUACAACUUUAGCUUUGGAGCUGUGCUUACUGGCUUGUGUGCCUGUCUGGUAGAAGAAACCCUGACCUCCAGGCAGAGUCCUUCCUUGCUUUUAGAGCUCUCCAGGACUGGAAAAAAAAGUGCUGCUAUAUGCUAACUUGCUCUUGCUUGUCAGCCCUAAUCUUAGAGUUAUCAAAAGAAGAAAAACUCAAGGUACUUUACUCCCUGUAGAGAACUAUUGCCAUCAUUGUAGCAAGUGCUGGAAUAUCCCUUUUUCCUAUGCAACUUUUUUUAACCCUUUAAUGAACUUAUCUGUUGAGUACAUUGAAGAAUAUUUUCUUCGUAGAUUUUGUUGUUUAAAUUAUGGGGCCUAACCUGCAACUUAUUUUUUGUCAAUUUUUUAAACUUUUUUUUAAUUACUGUAAAAAAAAUGAAUUUUUUCCUGCAGCAGGAAACAUAGUUUUGAGUAGUUCUACCUCUUAUUUGUAGCUGCCAGGCUUUCUGUAAAAAUUGUAUUGUAUAUAAUGUGAUUUUUACACACACAUACACACACAAAUACACAAUCUCUAAGGUAAGCCAGAGGGCUGGAUCAGAUUAAAAACACCAUGUUUCUUAGCAUCCAUUUUUCCCUUUCUUUAAAAGAAACUUACUGUUCUAUGAAGAGAUUGGGGGAGAAGGGAGAAGCUCUUAUGUAAUGGGCAUAACUGACGUUUUGGUAAUAGUAAUAUCUGGGCAUAGAUGCUGAUUGUAUUACCAUGUCAAUGUCCUAUGCAGUAUUUUUAGACAUUGUUUUCAUUUUGAAAUAUUUGUGUGUUUGUGUACAUACUCUGUGUGUGGCUGGUGCACAUAUGUGCAAAGUUGGGGAGACAGAGUGAAGGUAGGGGAUGGGCAAAAUUAUCCAGCCUCUUGUGUCACUUUUCAUAAAACCCAAACCACAUGUGAAAAAUUCAUCAGAGGUCUAAGAGACUUACUAUUAUGCAAAUGAGGGUAAAUAUAAUUUUAUUGCUGGAUAACAUCAUUGAUCCAAGAGCUCAUAUUUAUAAUACAAAAUCCAUUGGAAUAUUAAUAGAUAAUUUACUUAUCUGUACAGUGUUUAUGGGAUUGCAGACAGAUCUGCACACACACACACACACAUUUUAAAAUGCUUGCACAUGUUUUUAUGAUGGAAAGGCAAUUAUUCUUCAUGAGUAGGACAUUUAGAUAUAUGUGUAUGUGUGUGUAUGUACAUGUAUUUCAAAGUAUCAUAUUGAAAAUUAGAAAAAAGAAAAUUAGGACUUUAUUAACCAAAUUUAGCAUGUAAUUUAAAUGUAAUAUUUUAAUAGACAUUAUGUAUUGUGAAUCUGCAUUAAGAAUAACACUUUAAACAUUAAAUUCAUAAUUUUGGACUCAUCAUAUUUGUGAUCCAUCUAAAUUAAAUAUAUAUAACUAAAACAGAUUGUUGGAGGAGUACCAGAAGCAGGAUGAAACCAUGUAUUUUGGUUUCGUAAUAUGCACAUAGUGACUCCCAUUCACUCUCUCAUAUUAAUUAAAUUAUAAUUGUGUCCCCUUAAAAUUUUGAUUAUAAAACUUUAGUACCCUGAAUUGUCGCUUACUUUUAUAGUAUCUGAUAAUCUUAAAACUUUAUCCAAAUUAGACAUAAAUGACCUGUAAUUUUUUCAUUAAAAUGGAAACAGCAAAUUACAUGUUAUUUGUUAAAACCUUACAUGCCAAGUUCUGGCAUCAGAUUUAUAUUUAGAGCUAUUCUUUAAAUGAUUAUAUCAUCUAGUUCUUUCAUUACUGCAGUAUAAAAUUAUAAGAAGCUUUUCCUUUUUCUUUACCAAGGGAAGCAUCAAUAUAAUGUCUAAGAGCCAUGCAUAAGUUUAGCCUGACCUAUGAUCUUGUUAAAUUAAAGACACUUUUGUUCACAUUUAUAAAGGCCCUGGAUGUAAUACUUUAUUUUUCUGAUCAUGAAUCAAGUAUUUGAGGAUUUCUGCCUCUCUCCAUCUCUUUCAAAGAACUCCUGAAGCAACUUAACUCAAUAUUUAAGCCUUUGAGUAGAUCUAAAGGCUAUCUGCACCUCCACUUACGAUCUAUAUUCUGUGACCAAAGGUUGAAAUUCAUGAUAUGAAUGCAGAACAGUACCUUCCAUUUGCUCAAAGUAGCAGUUAAUAGCAAACCCUUUCAAUAUUUUGGAACCCAGAGAAGCUUUUAAAAAAUCAUUACUUUCAGAGGAGUAGGAGUAGUUACCAAAUAAGCACGCAAAACCCGCAGUCCAUCCAGAACCAUCAGAUCAUCUGUAUUUUAACUGAAUUUACUCAUUUUCUGAGAACUAACCAGACUGUGGGAUAGUUUUAUUUCUAUGUAAACUGCACACACAGAAUAUAGUACAAUGAGGAAUUUCUUUUCCUGAUGUGAAUAUGGAGACAUGAAAUACUUGAGCUGUUAGGAGUACAAGACUAAGGGUACACUCCCAGGAUAUCAAGCAGAAGUCCUGUGAUUGUACAGACUUACUGUUGAAGAGAUCACUGGGCCAAGAGUUGGCCUUAUCAAAGGACAUAAAGGCCUCUGGUUUUGCAUUUGAAAGAAAAAUCUCUUGGAGACACUGUUUUCCUUGAUAAAGAUCACUCUUUUCUACUGUGUGAGACAAGGGCCUGGAAUCUGAACUAUUUUCUGUGCCAUAGGCUGUAGUGUUCCUGCCUCUUCUUCCAGUUAAGCAGUGGAGUGGGGGUGGGAGAUGGAGGCUUCAAGAUGUACAAAAAUAAAAAACAAACCCCUCUCUGAUCAGACCCUUACCACAGAAAAUGGGGGGUAGGAUGAAGUAAUUAUUUGCUCUUAGUAAUUCAGUUUGGGUAUAUGUUAUGCACAUGCACCAACACACACAGAGUCAAUCUUUUAUCAGCUAUAUAUUGCUGUUCAAUACAGAGAACGAUUGUCUUCCGAGUUUUUUUUUUUUUUUUUAACUGUGUUAAAGUACUUGAAAUGUAUUGACUGCUGACUAUCCUUUAAAAACAAAAUGAAACCAUUUGAGCUGUAUUACAGAGGUUGACAUUGUUCAGGGAUGGGACAAAGCUUUCUUCAAUUCUUUUCCUACCACUUAAUGAUUUUGGUGCAGGAACUUGAGAUUUUCUUAUUUAUUCCAUGAUAAUUUCACAUCUACUCUUCACAGCAUGAAUAUAAAGCCCAGUGGCACCAAACGGCUGAAUACAAUCAAAUGAUACUUUAUAACACUUUGCUGACCAAUGGGCCUUGGGAGUUUUCAGACGAUGAUUUCAUUGAGUUUCAUUGCAGCUUGAAAUAAAAAAGUUUUAUGAUAUACGCCAACCAGUCAAGUUGUGUUUUGACCGGAAAUUUGGAUAUGACCUAUUUCUUAGCUCAUUUCUCUGUGCUCUAUGGGUACAUAAAAUAAUCCUGAAUUCUGUUUCCCAGGCAGAUAAUUGCAACUCAGGGCUAAAGUCAUCCAGUGAAACUUUUAGAGCCAGAAGUUAACUUUGUCCCAGUCCUACAAUGUGAAAAGAGUGAAUAGUUGCCUCUUUUUAGCCAUUUUCAUGGCUGGUACAUAUCUGUACACCUUACUUUUCAGAAUCAAUACGCACUUUCAGAUAUUCUUAUUUUUAUUCUCUUAAGUCUUUAUUAACUUUGGAGAAAUGAUGCAUCUUUUUAUUUUAAAUGAAGUAGAUCAACAUGGUGGAACAAAAUGAUAAAGAACAGAAAACAUUUCAAUAUAUUACUAAUGAUUUUUUUCCAAUAUAAAACCUAAAUUCCUAUAACAUUAUAGUAUUUUACAGUUUUAUGAAGCUUUCUAUUGUGACUUUUAUGGAAUUAAGAGAUGAAGAAGAUGAGAUAUUUUAGCAUUUAUAUUUUUCAAAAUUAAAUGUAUACUUAAAAUAAAGUAACUUUAUGCAUU